AUGUCGCUCUUCGGCUCCGCGACGACGUCCACGGGCCAGACUACCACGACUGGCGAUAUCUCCAAGGAUGUGGCCCUGAACUCGCCGCCCGAGGAUAGCAUCUCUGACCUCGCAUUUUCCCCUGUCAGCGAGCAUCUUGCAGUGGCAUCAUGGGACAAGAAAGUCCGCAUCUACGAGAUCAAUGACCAAGGACAGAGUGAAGGGAAGGCAUUUUUCGAUCAUGAGGCGCCAGUGUUAAAUUGCUGCUGGUCUCCGGACGGAACCAAGGUCGUUGGUGCCGGUGCAGACAAAGCGGCGCGCAUGCUGGAUCUUGCGGCGAACACGACGACUGCAGUCCAGGUUGCUCAACACGACGCUCCUAUUCGAUGCUGCCAUAUGAUUUCUAACCCUGGAAAUGCUGCGUCUCCUCUCCUCGUAACGGGUUCCUGGGACAAGACCGUCAAAUAUUGGGAUCUGCGACAGGCAACGCCGAUUGCGACGGUGGAAUGCCAGGAACGCGUCUACACAAUGGACGUCAAGAACAAGCUCCUCGUCAUUGGUACUGCGGACCGGUACAUUGACAUCAUCAAUCUCGACAACCCUACGACUUUCUACAAGACCUUGCAGUCCCCGCUGAAGUGGCAGACACGGGUGGUCAGCUGCUUCACAGACGCCACUGGCUUCGCGGUUGGUAGUAUCGAGGGCCGCUGUGCUAUCCAGUACGUGGAGGAUAAGGAUUCGAGUUCGAAUUUCAGUUUCAAGUGUCAUCGUGAGAACCCUCCCAACAACCGUGACAUCAGCAACAUCUACGCUGUCAACGCCAUCUCCUUCCACCCGGUUCAUGGAACAUUCAGCACCGCCGGCAGCGAUGGCACGUUCCACUUCUGGGACAAAGAUGCAAAACACCGUUUGAAGGGGUAUCCAUCUGUGGGUGGGACCAUUUCGAGCACCGCUUUCAACCGAAAUGGAAACAUCUUCGCCUAUGCUGUCAGUUACGAUUGGAGUAAAGGUUAUACUGCAAACACCCCGCAGACUCCUAACAAGGUCAUGCUUCACCCUGUGACUCCUGAGGAGGUGAAACCAAGACCGGGAGCAAGGAAGACGAGCUACCUACCCACCCUAGCUCCUAUUCUUAUAGAAAGUGGCAUGCAUAGAGAGCUAACUAACUAUGCCCUGUCGAUCGAUCGAUCGAUCGAUCAUUCUAAACUACUCCAUCCUUCUCUUCUGCCUACCUAUCGACUACAAAUUCAGAAAAAGAAAGUUAUCAAGACGAGAUCUCAUUUUCCUGCUGCUGCUGCUGCUGUUGCUCCUGCUGUUUUCUGCACUCAGCACCGAGCCAACAAUGUUACCCAAGUGAGGCAUAUUAUUGACAUAUGGCAGAGUACUGGUAAUCAGAAUAUUUGUCUGGUCCUUUUUGGGCAGGAUCGUAUCACCAGUCGCCAUGAUGUUGAGGAUGGUGGGGUUGUGGAGGGGCAAAAGAAGGGCGCAUUUUUUGUAGGUCCGCCGCCUAAGUCUGUCCUCGAACUGGAGGAAAAAUUCUACAAAGAAGGUUAUGAUUUAGGACUCUCUGAUGGCGCACAAGCAGGCUAUACUGAGGGCAGCGUGUUUGCGGUGGAAAAAGGUUUCGAGAAAUUACUCGAAUUGGGAAGGCUGUAUGGAAAAGCGUUGGUAUGGGCGCAGAGACUUGCCGACUCCAACAUUCCACCUCUAAAUCAGACGGGAGACACGGAGGAUAGUACUGGAACAACCUUUGGCAAUAACCGGUCGGGAGUUUCUGAUGAAUUUCUGAUCGAGCCUGCGCUCUGUCAGGUAAUGCCUGCUCUUCCAGAGGGCUCCAGACUGGCAAAGAACAUCCAAACCCUUCUAUCGCUCCUUGACCCUGCGACUCUCUCAUUGGAAAAUACUGAAGAUGCCAUAUCUGAUAUUGAGGAUAGGCUUAAGACUGCUUCUCUCAAGGCUAAACUGAUCCAACGAGCCCUAGGAGAGCGGGAUGAUGUCUCGGGAAAUCUCAAUCCGCACAGCGGCAGAGACGCUCAAAUGCAGGGAGAUGGUUCCGGCAGCAUUGAGGACAUUAGUUCUUUGAGGAUCCGGCAUUGA
This is a messenger RNA of Rasamsonia emersonii CBS 393.64, 2076 nucleotides long. RefSeq names its product Nuclear pore complex protein (SonA). The record is from RefSeq and is a predicted model, not a curated record. Gene Ontology annotation, cellular component: nuclear pore. The coding region runs from base 1 to 2076 and encodes 691 amino acids. Lineage: Eukaryota; Fungi; Ascomycota; Eurotiomycetes; Eurotiales; Trichocomaceae. Gene Ontology annotation, molecular function: ubiquitin binding; RNA binding. The transcript has 7 exons. Gene Ontology annotation, biological process: transcription-dependent tethering of RNA polymerase II gene DNA at nuclear periphery; RNA export from nucleus.